AUGGAUAACUGGCAGUCUGGUCCUUCAGCAGACGAAUUUAUAAUUCCAGACGAGGACAUUCCUAACCCAAAUCAAACAUCUAAUGUUCCUCGAGGAGUGACAAACCAGCCACAGCCCACGAAUAGCCAGAGUGGCUUUUCAUGGACUCCAAAGGUGGACUUAUCCACUGCCUUUACCCCAUUCAUCACACCUGCGCUUCCCGACUCGAACAAAGUUAGCGAGCGUCAAUACUCGGGUGGAGAUACUUUGGAUGAACCCGUGUGGCAUACAUUGAAACGAGACUUGCUUCAGAUUAGCAAGCGGCUAGCCAUUGUAAUUUGGCCUGCGCAACUUAAACAACUUGCACAAAAGCAUCAAGCUGGUCUCAUUGACUUGGCGUCCAGUAACGGCAUUCGUUUACCAGCCUCCAUUAUAAACGCUUCUAGGGCUGUUCCAGAAGAUGACGAAGAGGAAAACAGCCUGGCCAUGGUUCCUGCUCUAGACUGGGAUCUUUGGGGCCCUUUGAUUUUCUCCUUGGCUUAUUCGGUCACUUUGGGGUUCGCUGCACCCAACUCUCAGACCAAUAUGGUCUUCUCGGGAACGUUUUCUUUCAUCUGGGUGUUUUACUUAAUUGGUGGCUUGAACAUCCAACUUUUAGGGGGUACAAUCUCCUUCUUGUCUGCCAUCAGUGCAUCAGGAUAUUCCAUGUUUCCUGUCGUGGUUGGUGCCGUGGUGAACACUUUAGCAAUCAAAUGGAGAUGGUUGCGUUUGCUCAUUAUGUGUUUUCUCACAACUUGGAGCAUUUAUGCCGCAGGAAUGAGCCUACGUUGUCUGGGAGUAUUGCCUGGAAGAGUAUUUUUGGCCAUGUAUCCGGUUGCUUUGAUGUACACCGUUUUGGCAUAUCUUACCGUCAUAACAUAA
Clavispora lusitaniae ATCC 42720 is the source of this 900-nucleotide messenger RNA. RefSeq lists its product as uncharacterized. Gene Ontology annotation, biological process: endoplasmic reticulum to Golgi vesicle-mediated transport. Gene Ontology annotation, cellular component: membrane; trans-Golgi network. The record is from RefSeq and is a predicted model, not a curated record. Lineage: Eukaryota; Fungi; Ascomycota; Pichiomycetes; Serinales; Metschnikowiaceae.